AUGCGAUGCAUCGUUCACUUGGACAUGGAUUGCUUCUACGCUCAAGUGGAAGCCGUGCGGCUUGGCAUUGACUGUCGUACAGAACCCUACAUUCUUUCACAGUGGGGAAAUUUAAUUGCUGUGAACUACCCGGCACGAAAAUGCGGCAUCGCUCGCUUCGACACUGUGGAAAAGGCUCGAGAGAAGUGCCCUCAUGUCAAGGUUUCUCACGUCGCCACGUACGCAGUGGGAGAUACGGAGUACAAGUAUCACGAAAAUGCUCGAAAAGGAACACAUAAAGUUUCCUUGGAACCAUAUAGGGAAGCUAGCCGCAAGAUCUUUAACAUCUUGCGCAGUUUUGAGGGCGUGGAAGUGGAAAAGGGCAGCGUCGAUGAGGCAUAUCUAGACGUGACCUUGGCCGCCCAGCGAGAGCUGGCGUCGAUCCGGCUGCCCAGCGCACAAUGUUCAUAUCAUUUGGAAGAUGUCAUGCACCCCGAAACUAAUGUCAUCCCCGACCGGCGAGCAGAGAUAGACGCAUGGCUUUUUGAAAAGGGAAAAGAAUUUAAUGAGAUCUUUGAUACGGCCCUGCAUCCACAGGCCACAGUGGAGCAUCAACUUCUCCUAGGUGCGGCGUCGCGAGUCGUGUGGAAAUUGCGCGAGAAAAUAUACCAGGAACUUUGCUACGACUGUUCCGCUGGAAUUGCACACAAUAAAAUACUCGCCAAAUCCAUCUCAUCACGCCACAAACCUAAUCAGCAAACAUUGCUCCUACCGGACCGCGUUGCUUCUGCGGUGUGGGACGCCCCUUACCAAAGCAUUCAUGGUUUUGGUGGAAAGUUUGGAGAGUCCGUUUGCCGCGCAUGUGGCAAUGCAGAGUUGUUUCGCGAUGCAUGGCUGGUUCCACUGGAAAAGUUACAAAGUGUGCUUGGUGUUGACGAUGGUACGUAUGCCUUUUAUAGACUGCGCUGUCAUGGUAAAGAGAAAAUACAAGAGCAGUCGGUUACAAAGACGUUGAUGGCGUCCAAAUCCUUUAGCCCUCCCACGUCCUCUUCAGAGGGGUUGCGAAAGUGGAUAACAGUUCUUUCUAGUGAACUCUGCGCACGUUACAAGGAGUUUUGUGAAACCAACAACGCAAAGGGACAAAGGCUCAAUGUGAAACUUGGAAACCAAGGUCUUCGCCAGCUAGGCGGUGUCUCGAAUAAUACAUUGGCCUUACCGGAGUUGGUGACAACAGAAACUCUGAUCGCCGCCGCCAUGCAGAUUGUUUUGGCAACUUUUGUAAGGCAUCCUGGUAUAAUGAUUAACGCAGUGACGCUGACCAUUGGCUUUUUUAAAAAGCUGUCUGAAGUGGAAGGCAAAAAUCGUGGUCGACAGACGAUGCUAACGAACUUUUUUUCCUGCAAGGCUGCUGAGAAACGUGGAAGGGGCGACCUUGACGAAUCGAAUGUGAUAACGCUCUCUUCUUCCUCUUCACCCUCGGAAGGUUCCACGGAAGAAAAAACUUCUUCCACGGAGGUAGUUAUCAUUGAUUGA
Molecule: messenger RNA, 1512 nt
Organism: Trypanosoma cruzi
Lineage: Eukaryota; Euglenozoa; Kinetoplastea; Trypanosomatida; Trypanosomatidae
Product: DNA polymerase eta, putative
Exons: 1
Coding region: 1-1512 (503 amino acids)
Biological process (GO): error-prone translesion synthesis; response to radiation
Cellular component (GO): site of double-strand break; replication fork; nucleus
Molecular function (GO): damaged DNA binding; DNA-directed DNA polymerase activity
Source: RefSeq, a predicted model, not a curated record